Molecule: messenger RNA, 885 nt
Organism: Physcomitrium patens
Lineage: Eukaryota; Viridiplantae; Streptophyta; Bryopsida; Funariales; Funariaceae
Product: large ribosomal subunit protein uL24c
Biological process (GO): translation
Cellular component (GO): ribosome
Molecular function (GO): RNA binding; structural constituent of ribosome
Source: RefSeq, a predicted model, not a curated record
CGUCUUUCAAAGGCGAUUCCUCGUCGUCGUCGCUCUUUCACCAUCGCCUCAAUUACGAGCACCCACCACGCCUUCGUGGUCUCUCUCUCUCUCUCUUCGUAGAGCCGACAGGAGGAGCGAUGGCUAUGGCGCUGCAAUCUCCGCUCCAAAUUGACUCCCUGUCCAAUGGCAUCAUGGGCAUGAAGCUCAACACGCCGCGCCCCGGCGCGCUGGCAUCUCCUAAAUUGGGCAUCCGAAUGGCGAUUAAACGAUGGGAGAGGAAGGAAGUCAAGCCGAACAGCUUGCCAGUGGUGAAAAAGUUGCACGUGAAGAUUGGUGACACUGUGAAGGUGAUUUCAGGUCACGACAAGGGCAAGAUAGGCACCGUCACACAAGUCUACACCCACAACAGCAAGGUCAUGGUGAAGGAUGUGAAUCUGAAGACAAAACACGUCAAGGGCAAGGCUGAGGGAGAAUCCGGCCAGAUUGUUCAGGUUGAGGCCCCUGUUCACAGCUCUAAUGUUAUGCUGUACUCAAAGACUGCCAAGGUAGCUAGCAGGGUAGGGCACAAGACUCUUGAGGAUGGGAGCAGAGUUAGAUAUUUGCUUAAAACAGGAGAGGUCAUUGAUAGUGCAGAAGAGUGGAAGAAGGUGCACAAGAAAAAGGCAGAGGACAAGAAAGACUAGCUUUCUAAAUUCAUAGUUUUUGUUCCUUUUCCAUCACGCAGUCUGCAUUGCUCUUCAAGGUUAGCUUCUUCAUUUUGUGUUUAGAAAUCGAAACAUUCUUUCAAUUGUCUUGUUUCUUUAGUGUUGCAUCACAGUUGGUCUUCAGUCUUCAACUUUUGGAUUUGACCCAGACGCAGACGCUCCUCUUAAUCUUCAGAGGUCAUGAGGGUUUCCUAUUUCA